This is a messenger RNA of Suillus clintonianus, 557 nucleotides long. Its product is annotated as ribosomal protein L37ae. The transcript is spliced from 6 exons. Gene Ontology annotation, biological process: translation. Bases 69 to 347 code for a protein of 92 amino acids. Gene Ontology annotation, cellular component: ribosome. Gene Ontology annotation, molecular function: structural constituent of ribosome. Lineage: Eukaryota; Fungi; Basidiomycota; Agaricomycetes; Boletales; Suillaceae. The record is from RefSeq and is a predicted model, not a curated record.
CCGUCUAUACUCAAGAUAUCGGGAGUCUCGUCUAGCACUUCCCCUCGUCAAGACUUCUGCUCCUCGAUAUGACCAAACGCACACGCAAAGUUGGUGUUACCGGAAAAUAUGGCACUCGUUAUGGGGCUUCCCUGCGUAAGCAGGUGAAAAAGAUGGAAAUCACUCAACACGCUCGGUACACCUGCACCUUCUGCGGCAAGGACUCCGUAAAGCGUACUGCUGUUGGUAUCUGGCAUUGCAACUCUUGCAAAAAGACGAUCGCUGGCGGUGCAUGGACAGUAUCGACAACUGCAGCUGCUACCGUACGGAGCACCGUCCGUCGUCUACGGGAGUUGACGGAGGCAUAGAUAAAAUCUCAUGGAUUCUUUUGCCAUGCUUUUCUCGCUUUGUUACAUAUUUCUCGAUCCAAUGACUAUAAGCCUCAUGAUGCACAUUUUAUCACCCUCAAACAUGGAUGAGAGCUUUGCCUCAAAUCAUUUCUGAGGAUUGUUGAAUACCGUGGACUAAUCAAUCUUGUAAACGGAGUUCAAUUGGGGAGUUGUUAUUGAAGCUUGAAG